GCGAACGCUCACCGAUCGGUAUUUUGAGAGUCGCGCGCGUGUAACAGCGCGUGGUGUGUUUGAUCGGCGUCGCCAUGGGAACGGGCCACAGUUUGUUGACGGGACGGGACUGUCCAUCACCGAAAAUCAGACGGCCUGCAAAGUUGACCGCAAAAAUGGGCGACGACGAGACAUUCUCUUGGGUGUUCGAAUCUUUGGUGGGAUUUCUGAAAGGCCCUGUUUGGGAAGCUGCAGUGCUCACGUACAUCGAAAAGAAAUCCGUUGUAUUUGAUCCAGUUGAAGGAAAUGAAGAUGAAUACAAAAAACUUCAUAAUGAAUACAAAAAUUUAGUGGAUACAAUGCUGAGUAGUCACAUGGAAGAUCUAGGUAUAGGCCCGGAAGAAUUCGAAAGGGCUUGUAGCGAAACUGAGAGGAAUAUUCAUUCUCAAUUUCGUAAGAGCUUAUUUGAGCAAUUGUGGGCUGCGGAUGAUUACGAGAUAUUCAAAAGAAUGAUGACGCAGAAGAAUUUGGAACUGCAGCUCCAGGCCCUGGAUCUUCUGGCACACCAGUACGGCCUACUACCUGAAUCUUUCCUUCCGGGAGAGGACUACGAGCCCUCUGACGAAGAAAAAAACAUCAUGGAGACGGUUAUGAAGCGAUACGUGGAAGAAAAUUCGGGCGAAAUGAAGGAAAUUCCUCAAUCUUUAGAACAGAAGGAAGUUAUUCAAGCCACUAAAGCUCAUUUACAAGAAGAAAGGCAAAGAGAAAUAAAACGAAUGGAAAAGGCUAUCGAUUCUUCCCUGCACGACACUUCUGUGAGGAUGGAAUACGAAAAACCACUAGAAAUCACAAAAAUGACAGAGGUUUCACAGGAGGAAGCCAGACGUCGUCAAGAGUACCUGAAGCAGCAGAGAGACAAACUGCUAGCCCUGAAGAAACAGGAGAGAGAAAAGCUUCUUCAGAACUACGAAAAGAGCUCGUCCGAUCGACCCCGGUCGGCGAGGGCGGCGAAGAGGAUGGUGGAAGAGGAACAGACGGAUGCAGACGUCGAUCCCAAAGUCCUGGCUUUUCGGAAAUCCUUGGCGGCGAAACUCAAGGCCGAAGUUGUGGAUCAGAAAUGAGAUGAAGAUGGAUGCCGCUUCUGAAUUGUACAUUUCAUGACUAAAUUUCCGAACAAAUGUUUAGAACUUAUUUAGUGUUUUUGCUUAACUAUUGCAAUAUUACUCAAUAUUAUUCGCCCAUAUUUAUUGAAAAUUGUACUCCGAUUAAAAAUAUUUUUCCAUUUGAUGUAUAAGAAUGAAUUGUCGCUUUAAAAGAAAGCUGCGAAUGCAUGCUAACGAAAUGCACUAAACGAAAGCAUCAAACUAUAUUCUGUACUAUUCUGAAUCUGAGAGAACAUUCGCCUUUUUCAUGUGCAUAUUCAUAUUUUUUAACUAUGUUUAAUGUGUUUUUAGUAGAUAAUAAGUAUUUUUAGCCCAUACUAUGUUUAUAAAUGUCGAAAUGUAAUUUUUAAAAAUAAUAAAAAUUAU
Uloborus diversus is the source of this 1508-nucleotide messenger RNA. RefSeq names its product cilia- and flagella-associated protein 36-like. The record is from RefSeq and is a predicted model, not a curated record. Lineage: Eukaryota; Metazoa; Arthropoda; Arachnida; Araneae; Uloboridae. The transcript has 8 exons. Gene Ontology annotation, cellular component: axoneme; ciliary base. The coding region runs from base 75 to 1100 and encodes 341 amino acids.